Molecule: messenger RNA, 1197 nt
Organism: Striga hermonthica
Lineage: Eukaryota; Viridiplantae; Streptophyta; Magnoliopsida; Lamiales; Orobanchaceae
Source: the annotation of a GenBank genome assembly
AUGUCUUCAUCUCCGACCCACUGGUGCUACGGCUGCAACCAGUUCGUGCGCAUUCUGAACAAAGACUGCGUCAAUUGCCCCGACUGUGACGGCGGAUUCGUUGAGGAGAUCGAGGAUCCCGACAGAUCUUCUCCCCUCUCCGACUCCAGACGCCGCCGUUUCCCCGCCGCCGACAUGUACAUGCCCCGAACCCCCGAAUCGGGCCCCGGGUCAGGAUCGGGAUCGGGAUCGGGAUCCGUCGCGGUCGCCAGCCCCAGGCUGAGAAGGGGCCGCAGGAACGGAGGAGAUCGGUCGCCGUUUAAUCCGGUUAUCGUUCUACGUGGCCCCGACGGCGGCGGCGGUGGAGGUGGGACACCCCAGGGGGGAAGGUUUGAAUUGUAUUACGACGACGGAUCCGGGUCUGGCCUGCGCCCCUUACCGGCAAGUAUGUCGGAGUUUUUGUUAGGGUCGGGGUUUGAUAGGUUGCUGGAUCAGCUGUCUCAGAUCGAAGCCAACGGGAUUGGGAGAGUCGAUAACAACCCGCCCGCGUCCAAGGCCGCCGUCGAGUCAAUGCCCACCGUCCAAAUAAUCGACGGACACAUAUCGGUUGAGUCUCACUGCGCCGUCUGCAAGGAGCCUUUCGAGCUGGGCACCGAUGCCCGCGAGAUGCCCUGCAAGCAUCUCUACCAUCAGGACUGUAUCCUGCCAUGGCUUGCUCUCACGAAUUCGUGUCCCGUGUGCAGACACGAACUGCCCACUGAUAUGGAUACCAUCAAUGCUAGCCGGGGCACGCUCGAGGCCAGCAGAGGAGGAUCGAAUGAGGUAGAGAAUGACGACGAGACGGUUGGGUUGACUAUAUGGAGGCUGCCGGGUGGUGGUUUUGCAGUGGGGAGAUUUUCCGGUGGGAGGAGGGGUGUGGAGAGGGAGCUUCCAGUCGUGUACACGGAAGUGGAUGGCGGUUUUCCGAACAAUGGGGUGCCAAGGAGGAUCUCGUGGGGCUCGAGUGGAAGUGUGUCCAGGGAGAGUGGCGGGCUGAGGAGGAUGUUGCAUAGUCUGUUUGCGUGUUUUGGGAGGGGUGGUGGAUCGUCGGCUUCUACCACGAGCUUGAAUUCAAGAACAAGCAGAAGGAGCGGGUCUUUUUUUGGUGGGUCUACAUUGAGAAGACAUGGAGGUUGGGAUUUUGAGGUGAAUGAUGGGAAUAAUGAUAGGGGAUGGUGA